UUUUUUUUUUUUUUUUUUUUUUUUUUUGUGUGAUUAUCUAUGGAAGGUGGUCGUCGGAGAAUUACGCUUUACGAUCAGAUGUUAGCGGUGGGCGAAGGCAGAGAGCUCACUGGUGGUUUGACACUGAACGACGUUUUGACUGUUCAUAAGAGAGCCUCGCCGAACCCCUCGCCGGAGGUGAGACUAAACGGGAGGACUUUGCUCGAUAUUUUAAGAGACGACGUUGGGAAGUCCCCUGCUGUUGGUAAUAGAGAGAGGAAAUCUUGGAAGUUUUUGAGGGAUCGACUUCGUUUGAAUCUAAGAUCUCAAAUUCCGCCGCCGAAUUCGCUUCGUUUUGCGGUUUUUUCGUCGGCGGAGAUGACGUCGAACGAAGAGGAAUCGCCGGAAUCCACUACUCCUGUCGUCGCUGCUGCUGUUCCGGUUCUCCGGCAAAUUUCACGGCGGAGUUCGACGCGGUUAAGUCAGAACAUUCCGACGUCUCCCGAGGCUACAAAUUCCGGCGAAUCACCCGAGAACAAUGACUCCGCCUCGACCAUCGCCGGCACUGGCAGUCGGAGUAGCCGGAGUCUCCUCAGGCCGCAAAUGUCGCGGCGCAACUCUACGAGACGCUCACUUGAACGGAGCGAGAGUUUCACUGACUUGACGGAGCCGGUGCAUGAAGGCACGCGCCGCCUCUCGGCUGCACUGGCAAUGGAGAGAUCAAUGUCCGCUAGAGAAACGGUGGCGACCCAGGAGGCAGCCGACGCAGAAACCACCGCCGACGAAGACGAUGAAGAAGCAGACUCCACGGCGGUGGAGACGGCGGCGCCGGUGAGAAUGUCACUAAUGGAUCUCUUAGAAGAGACGGACAGGCAAAUGGGGUUCGAAGGGUCAAGAUACAAAAUAGAAGACGAAGUAGAAGAAGAAGAAGAAGAAGAAGAGGAAGAAGAAAAGGAAGAAGAAGUCGCCGUCGUGGGCGGCGGGUCGGAACGGAAGUGCUGCGUGUGCAUGGUGCGUCAUAAAGGGGCGGCAUUUAUCCCCUGCGGUCACACCUUUUGUAGGCUCUGUUCAAGAGAACUUCUGGUCAGUAGAGGCAACUGUCCACUUUGCAAUGGCUUCAUUUUGGAGAUUCUCGACAUUUUCUAAUUUUCCCAAUUUUUCUAAGCUUUUUUUCUUCAACCUGUCACAUAUUUUAGCUCAA
Cucurbita pepo subsp. pepo (vegetable marrow) is the source of this 1180-nucleotide messenger RNA. The record is from RefSeq and is a predicted model, not a curated record. NCBI's taxonomy places the organism in Eukaryota, Viridiplantae, Streptophyta, Magnoliopsida, Cucurbitales, Cucurbitaceae.